Molecule: messenger RNA, 608 nt
Organism: Rhinolophus ferrumequinum (greater horseshoe bat)
Lineage: Eukaryota; Metazoa; Chordata; Mammalia; Chiroptera; Rhinolophidae
Gene: RPS24
Product: ribosomal protein S24
Exons: 8
Coding region: 93-491 (132 amino acids)
Biological process (GO): translation
Cellular component (GO): ribosome
Molecular function (GO): structural constituent of ribosome
Source: RefSeq, a predicted model, not a curated record
CCGCCCGGGGUCCUUCCGUACGCGUUGAUAUGAUUGGCCGGCGAAUAGUGGCUCUCUUUUCCCCCCUGGCUGCUUGAAGGCCCGCUGCCAUCAUGAACGACACAGUAACUAUUCGGACCAGGAAGUUCAUGACCAAUAGACUACUUCAACGGAAACAGAUGGUCAUCGACGUCCUUCACCCUGGGAAGGCAACAGUACCGAAGACAGAAAUUCGGGAAAAACUAGCCAAAAUGUACAAGACCACACCAGAUGUCAUCUUUGUAUUUGGAUUCAGAACCCAUUUCGGUGGUGGCAAGACAACUGGCUUUGGCAUGAUUUAUGAUUCCUUGGAUUACGCAAAGAAAAAUGAGCCCAAACAUAGACUUGCAAGACAUGGCCUGUAUGAGAAGAAAAAGACCUCAAGAAAACAGCGAAAGGAACGCAAGAACAGAAUGAAGAAAGUUAGGGGGACUGCAAAGGCCAAUGUUGGUGCUGGCAAAAAGAAGAAAUGAAGUGUCUAGCAGUGAGGUGGAGAUUGGAUGACAGAAGGAGUAAAGAUUCGUCAGUGACUGUGGUGAUUGAGCAGAUUUUCCAUGAGAGGGCUAAUAAACUAAGAACUUUUAUGUGUC